Messenger RNA from Artibeus jamaicensis (Jamaican fruit-eating bat), 3250 nucleotides. RefSeq names its product G protein-coupled receptor 52 (gene GPR52). Gene Ontology annotation, cellular component: membrane. The coding region runs from base 1108 to 2193 and encodes 361 amino acids. The transcript has 2 exons. Gene Ontology annotation, biological process: G protein-coupled receptor signaling pathway. The record is from RefSeq and is a predicted model, not a curated record. Gene Ontology annotation, molecular function: G protein-coupled receptor activity. NCBI's taxonomy places the organism in Eukaryota, Metazoa, Chordata, Mammalia, Chiroptera, Phyllostomidae.
GAGGAGGAGCUGGGCUCCGGCUCAGGUGGAGGCAGUGAUGCUGAGAGACUGUGAAGAAUAUCUGACAGCAUCCUGGGAACUGCAUCACAGUGAGUCGGACUUCUGAAUCGAGCAGCCCAGCCUAGCAACUGAUAAGAGUGAAUGUAGGUGAGAAGCACUGCCUUAUUCCUGUAACAGGAGAACUGUUUUUUACAAGUGAAGCUGGGAAUGUGCAAGGAGGAAUAUCUUGUGGCUGUUUUAAAAGAAGAAGGACUUCCCCGGAUGACUUGGUGAUGCACAAGAAAAUAACUUUCAGAAGAGUGCCGCUGCAUUGUUCCUGAGGAAAUGUCUGUAUUUUUAAUGCAUGGUCUUCCUUCAAAAGGUAUGACAACAAAGGCUGACAAGCGACUCUCCGAAAUGCCUGCACUUUAAAAGAGACUUUUGACAAUGUUAACCUUACACCAGAACGACCUUGGAAGCCUUCUGGGUGGAUUCUAUCCUGCCAGCCUUUCAGUAUUUUGGACUCUAGGAUUUAAACUCAUCUUGAUCCGUUAGAGGUAUUUUAAAACGAGACCAUUUACAGCCCACCCAGUGGUCCCUGUGUUAAUUGAGCACUUGCUCAAAAUAGAACACAGAAAUAGAAGAGACUUGUUUAAACAUAUGGCUGCUACAUAACUGCAAAAAUAACAAACAAGUUGACCCCUAAGAAACAGCCUUUCUGAGGAGGACGAACAGCCCACAGAUGCUUUUCUUCCUCUGGCAAUUGAUUUUUUUCUUUUUGCAGAUUUAAUUUUUUAUAGUACAAGGUAAUAAAUCCAUUUUCUCUAGUAGUGCCUUGUGUCUGCAAAAAGUUCUUCAAGACCACCAGAGGAAGCUAAUGAGUGACCUUUUCCCACCUCCUUUGUAGCUUUCCCCCUUCCCCUCCCCCCUCAGAGCUGAGGUGUGUCACUGCUGUGCAGAGGCUGAUGAAGAGACCUGAGUCCUGUCUGGGAUGCUCAGCCGUGACAGAAGCUCUGCUGCCACCUCCCGAAGCCGAUCCGAGACACUCGGGUGCAGAGUUUAACAGAUGCUGGGCAGGGCACCGCCUUGCUGUAGCCAAAGCUGCAGAGGUCCCCUCGAUUCCAAGCCAUGAAUGAGUCCAAGGGGCCUGAAUGGAGGAUCCUGAACCUGACCAGUGGCCUUGUGAAUGUAUCUGAGCGUCACUCCUGCCCACUUGGAUUUGGCCACUACGGUGCCGUGGAUGUCUGCAUCUUUGAGACAGUGGUUAUUGUCUUGCUGACAUUUCUGAUCAUUGCCGGGAAUUUAACGGUCAUCUUUGUCUUUCACUGUGCUCCACUCCUGCACCAUUAUACCACCAGCUAUUUCAUCCAGACGAUGGCAUAUGCGGAUCUUUUUGUUGGAGUCAGCUGCUUGGUCCCCACUCUCUCACUUCUCCACUACUCCACAGGUAUCCACGAGUCAUUGACCUGCCAGGUUUUCGGAUAUAUCAUCUCGGUUCUAAAAAGCGUUUCUAUGGCAUGUCUUGCUUGCAUAAGUGUGGAUCGCUAUCUUGCCAUCACCAAGCCUCUUUCCUACAACCAAUUGGCCACCCCUUGUCGACUGAGAAUUUGCAUAAUUUUAAUCUGGAUCUACUCCUGCCUAAUUUUCUUGCCUUCUUUUUUUGGCUGGGGGAAACCUGGUUACCACGGGGACAUUUUUGAGUGGUGUGCCACCUCUUGGCUCACCAGUGCCUAUUUCACUGGCUUUAUUGUUUGUUUACUUUACGCUCCUGCUGCCUUUGUUGUCUGCUUCACUUACUUCCACAUUUUCAAAAUUUGCCGGCAGCACACCAAAGAGAUACAUGACCGGAGGGCCCGGUUCCCUAGCCAUGAGGUGGAUGCCGCUGGAGAGACUGGACACAGCCCCGACCGUCGCUACGCCAUGGUCCUGUUUCGGAUAACCAGCGUAUUUUAUGUGCUGUGGCUCCCCUAUAUCAUUUACUUCCUGCUGGAGAGCUCCCGGGUCUUGGACAGUCCGACACUGUCCUUCCUAACAACCUGGCUGGCUAUAAGUAAUAGUUUCUGCAACUGUGUAAUAUACAGCCUUUCCAACAGUGUUUUCCGGCUGGGCCUCCGGAGGCUGUCCGAGACCAUGUGCACGUCUUGCAUGUGUCUGAAGGAGCAGGACACACGGGACCCCAAGCCCAGGAAACGGGCUAAUUCCUGCUCCAUUUGAAGAGAGCUGCACAGUAAAUCAAGUGUAAUCUGACACUGGUUUGGGAUCGCGGUCUUGAUUCACCUGGAAACUUGCCACUGGAGAAGAGAAAUAUUUACCAGAAUAGUUGACUAUGAGAUGAAGGGACUGAGGGUUUCUGCCCCCCCCCUUUUAUGGAGGAAAAAAAAUAAAGAAAAGGAUGUAUAGGGAGUAAUCUCAUGAGACAGUUAUAGCAUGUGAGUAUAAAUGUGCAGUAACAGGAAAAAGUCAGCACUGGGGGGACCCAAGUAUCUCAGAUCUUCCACCGGAUGCGAGCACAGCCCCUGGUGUCUGUCUGACCGAGCUCUCACCUCUGUCUUUGUCUCUCAUUCUGUCUCUCUCGCUCCCACUGUGUUUGUGGAAAUUACAGCAAUUGCUCUCUAUAGAGAAAUGCUACAUAUUAUAUAUGUGGCAAAGUGUAAUCUUUGGCAUUAGAGUGUGCUUUAGCACACUGACCUGGAAUUACUAAGUGGUCCUCACGGAGGAUGCACAGUAAGCGUUGUAUGUUAGUACCAGCCGCACACCCCCUUUGCUGGUGUUUUUAUACACUCUGCAGCACAAAGUUUCUGCCCCGAGCAAAAAGAAACAGUGUUUGUAUUUCCCCAGGGUAAAAUCAUGUUCCCCACCCCUCCUUCCGACAGCCUGCUGUGUUUUUCUUCAUCUGCAUCCUUUGGUACCUUAAUCCAGAAGUGUCUUAGAUAAUGAAAGAAUCUACUGUAUAAAGCAAUCAUAAUGUUAAGUAAUUUAUUCCUUUCAACAAAGCAAUCAGUAGCCUGUUUGAUACUGUGUUAUAUAUUUUUAAUGGCUUUUGGAAACACUUUUUUCUGGUUCAUUUUAAGUUCUUUCAUGUACCCAAAGUGGUGUCCUUUUUGCUGUAGUAAAGCUUUGUUUUCCUCUAAGACAAUCUACAGAUAAUUCUCAUCAGACGCAGAGCGCUCAGCCAGAAGAGAGGCAUCCCUCUCAAAGCUAUUUGGUGUGUCUUUUUUUUUUUUAAGAGUAAAAUAUUGACCUUUUUAUGUUAGGUCUACAAAACUUAACU